This is a messenger RNA of Sparassis crispa, 159 nucleotides long. RefSeq lists its product as hypothetical. The transcript has a single exon. The record is from RefSeq and is a predicted model, not a curated record. The coding region runs from base 1 to 159 and encodes 52 amino acids. NCBI's taxonomy places the organism in Eukaryota, Fungi, Basidiomycota, Agaricomycetes, Polyporales, Sparassidaceae.
AUGCUCCCAGAAUGGAACAUCAAGGGUAUCAUCGUCGAGCUCCGAAGCAUCGAAACUGCAUUAAACGGAUCCACCGCUAGCGUACCCGUGCAUCCUGGUUACCAGGGCUCCUCCUCGCCCGACAUGGCUUUCAGGAAGAUGUUGGAGGCCCUCCAAUAA